This is a messenger RNA of Penicillium malachiteum, 510 nucleotides long. RefSeq names its product actin-related protein 2/3 complex subunit 4 family protein. Gene Ontology annotation, biological process: actin filament polymerization; Arp2/3 complex-mediated actin nucleation. The transcript has 8 exons. Gene Ontology annotation, molecular function: actin filament binding. NCBI's taxonomy places the organism in Eukaryota, Fungi, Ascomycota, Eurotiomycetes, Eurotiales, Aspergillaceae. Bases 1 to 510 code for a protein of 169 amino acids. Gene Ontology annotation, cellular component: actin cytoskeleton; Arp2/3 protein complex. The record is from RefSeq and is a predicted model, not a curated record.
AUGUCUCAAUCACUUCGUCCAUACCUUCAAUGUGUGCGCUCAUCGCUGACCGCAGCAUUGGCGAUCUCCAACUUCGCUUCACAGACAUCCGAGCGUCAUAAUGUCCCGGAAAUCGAAGCGCAAACCUCACCGGAGCUUAUCCUGAACCCCUUGACGGUAUCUCGCAAUGCGGAAGAACGUGUACUCAUCGAACCAUCUGUAAACAGUGUCCGAGUUUCUAUCAGAAUCAAACAAGCGGAUGAGAUCGAGCACAUCUUGGUCCACAAGUUCACCCGUUUCCUCCAACAACGUGCCGAAUCCUUCUUCAUUCUUCGCCGAAAGCCUAUUAAGGGAUACGACAUCUCUUUCUUGAUUACCAAUGUGCACGUUGAAGCAAUGCUGAAGCACAAGUUGGUGGACUUUAUUAUCCAAUUUAUGGAGGAGGUCGACAAGGAGAUCUCCGAGAUGAAGUUGUUUUUGAAUGCGCGAGCCCGUUUUGUGGCCGAAUCUUUCUUGACUCCGUUCGAUUAA